Molecule: messenger RNA, 534 nt
Organism: Rangifer tarandus platyrhynchus (Svalbard reindeer)
Lineage: Eukaryota; Metazoa; Chordata; Mammalia; Artiodactyla; Cervidae
Source: the annotation of a GenBank genome assembly
AUGGAGGGUGAGGGAGCAGGGGUGGGGUACCGUCAGACCCAGAAACUGGCCACUCUUGUCAGGGACUUGGGCUCUGGGGGAGGCAGACAGGGUAAGCACCUAGGGAGCUGUUUCUCGUACACCGGAAUGACAACAGCCACUGUCACUAAACUCAGUAACCUCAUCACAAGCAAAACAACCCCCAGCCUUCCCCAGACCCAGUGGGGUCCCUCUCCAGACACACCCCUUAUACCUCUCUGCCUCCUUUCCCUCUCCAUUCCAGCUACAGCAGUUCUAACAUUACUCAAACACAUCGGCUCCAUCCUCUCUUGGGAACACUCCUGUUUCCAGUGUUUGAUUCCUUCCCUUCAGUUCCUCCUUGCUCACCCCCACCUGGCAUUUAGCACAACUUACAAUUAUUUUAUCUUCACGCCAUUCUUUUACUUUCCACUUGCUCUCUUGCUGGGAGCACGGAUGGAUCCAAGCCACUUGGCUGUGUCCCAGUGCCUUGCACACAGCAGCUGCUCAAAAAAUGCCUGCGUGAACACAGCAUAA